Nylanderia fulva is the source of this 4348-nucleotide messenger RNA. Its product is annotated as ubiquitin carboxyl-terminal hydrolase 31. The record is from RefSeq and is a predicted model, not a curated record. Lineage: Eukaryota; Metazoa; Arthropoda; Insecta; Hymenoptera; Formicidae. Gene Ontology annotation, biological process: protein deubiquitination. Gene Ontology annotation, molecular function: cysteine-type deubiquitinase activity.
CGAUCGCGCGCGGUCUAUGCCCCUGUACGUGUGUGCAUGUGUGUGCGCGUGUGUACGCGAAAUCGCGGAAGCCCCGUGUGUGAUACGCGGCAAAUGGCCGCCGUGGUGCAGUUUCCGUGCGAGGUGUUGCGCGAGGUACGACCGCGUUGGGCUGCGGGUGUCCGCGUAGGCGCGCGUCGCGGUUUACGGUGGUGGUGUUGUCGAUCAUCAUCAUCGUCAUCGUUCUUCUCGUCGUCGAUCACCAACGGGAACGGAAGAGGAAGUGGUGAUCGCGCGGCAGCGUCGUCGUCGCGGUCGGCCGAGUAAGCGACCGACCACCGGGAAACGCGAUGUGAUGUGAGCGCGUCGUCGAGCGCGAAAGAACACGUCUCACGAAGCGAGCGAGAGAGAGAAAGAGAAAGAGAGAGAAAAAGAGAUCGUCAUCUCGCUGACGCGAGAGGCCAAACCAGGCCCAGCCAGCCACGGCUGGCGAUGAACGUCGCAACGACCGCGAGUACGACGACGACGACGACGACGUCGGUGAUGAAAUCUGUGUCCGAGGGUGAGCUGGGCGUGGAGGAAGAGGUUAAACGUAUGGAGUCGCGCGGCGCCACGCGGCUCAAGCGCACCUUUACACUGCCGAGAAACCCGUUUCAAAGUGCCAGCAGCAGGAUGUCGCGGCGACGAUGUCCGAAGCAGCCCCACUGCGACAAUGUCGCGCCGACGUUGACGACGACGACGACGACGGAAGGCGGCGUGCAGCAACGGCAGAACGCGACCGGGAGAUUGCACGGCGGCGGUCAUCAUCAUCAUCAUCAUAAUCAUCAUCAUAAUCAUCAUCAUCAUCAUCAGCAACAGACAGGCGGCACUGGUCAUAACAAUCAGCAGAUCGUUCAGGACUGCUGUCAGGAGCGACAGACGCCGUGCGGUAAGAAGGUGUUCCGUCGACCCUCCUGGAGGAAGUUCAUCAACAAGAUGGUACGUCAUAUGUCAAACGUGGGCGCUCAGGGUCACAAGGCCGCCGCCGUAGCCGCCGCCGCCGCAGCUGCCGCCGCCGCCGCGUCGAUCCAUCAUCAACGCGGCGACGACCUCGGGUCGAGCGCGGGCGACAUCAGGGUGCCGCCGCCCCCGAGGCCGGCGCACAUCCCGGCCGAUCGGGUGCCGGGCGUGAUAGGCCUACGUAAUCACGGGAACACGUGCUUCAUGAACGCGGUGCUGCAGUGCCUCUCGCACACGGACAUCCUCGCCGAGUACUUCGUCCUGGAUCAGUACAAGAUUGAUCUGUCGCGCCGCAACAAGCUCAAUUCGAAGAAGUAUGGCACCAGGGGCGAGAUCACCGAGCAGCUCGCGCUUCUUCUCAAGGCCAUCUGGAGCUGUCAGUACGACCCGGAGAUGAGCACCGCGUUCAAGAGCGUCGUCGACAAGUACGGCAGUCAGUAUCGCGGGAAUCUGCAGCACGACGCCCAGGAGUUCCUCCUCUGGCUCCUCGACAAGGUCCACGAGGACCUCAACCAGGCGACCAAGAAGAAGUACAAGAUCAUCAAGAACUCAUUCGGCAGACCCGAUGACAUCGUCGCCGCCGAGACCCUGGCGAAUCACGUGAGAUGCAACAACUCCUUCGUACACGCCGUGUUUCAAGCGCAGUUUCGCUCCAGCUUGACCUGUCCGAGAUGCCACCGACAAUCGAACACCUUCGAUCCUUUCCUCUGCGUCUCGGUACCGGUGCCGCAGAAUCAUCGUCAGAUGAAUCUCUACGUGAACGUCCUCUACACGUCUCAGCAACCGCGGCAAGUCAAAAUCGGCGUGAGCGUGAAUCAAGCGGCCAACGUGAGAGAGCUGAGAGAAAUCCUGGCUAGCGACACCGGCGUGGACGAGAAUCACAUGUUAUUGACCGAGAUCCAUGACGAGGGAUUUCACAGAACCUUCUCCGACUGUCAACCUCUAUCCGUGAUCAUGGAGAACGAUCCGCUUUACUGCAUCGAGCUACCGCAGUUGAAAGAGCCUACGGAACAAGCGUACAUCUUGUUGGUGUGGAUCAACGUUCUCGUGAAAGGGGAUCUGAAACAGCGAUUUGGCAGUCCGUACACGAUGCAAGUAUCGCGCGAAACGUCGUACGAGGAUCUGCAGAAAUUACUGCUGAAAGAGAUGCACAGCACACUGGCGGAUGAUGUUCUCACGACGAGUCAGAGCCCGGGACUUUUCAACAUUCGCGUGGCGGAUCCGGCUGCGACGCCGAUUCAAGACGAACAUCCCUGUAUCGAUCCCUGCGUGGAACACCCGCUCUAUACGGAGCAGAUCGAGCAAGCGUUGGCACUCUGCGCGGACGAUUCCGGUCCACAGCAUGUGAAACUGAUUCUCGAAUGGGACGAGGCUACCAAGCGUAAUAUUAUACAGGACGACAGCGAUCAGAUUGAGGAGCACGCCAGCGUGAAACAGUUAAAAACCAAUUCCGAAUUGGGUGGUGCGGUCACCUUGGAGGAAUGUUUCGAUCUGUACACGCGAGCGGAGAUACUGGGCGCGGAGGACGCGUGGCAUUGUCCAUAUUGUAACAAGAAGCAAGAGGUUGUGAAAAAACUGGGUCUUUGGUCGCUGCCCGAUAUAUUAGUCAUACACUUGAAAAGAUUCCGUCAGCAAUCUAAACAGCGGUCAACGUCUAAGUUAACAAUGUUGGUAGAUUUUCCUUUGUACGGUUUCGAUAUGACACCGCAUCUGGCUCACAAUGGCGUUCAGGCGACACAUAACAGCGUCACCAGUCUGGGCGGCCUGGGCUGGUCACCUUGGAAGAAGCCACGACCGCGGCAACACAAUAUCCCCAAAUACGACGAGAACGUAUAUGAUCUCUACGCAAUAUGCAACCAUCACGGACAAGAUCUUCAGGGCGGACAUUACACGGCGUUCUGUCGAAAUCCGUACGACACGCAGUGGUACUGCUUCGACGACACGCGCGUGGAAGCGGUGAACGACACGAAUCUGAUCACAAACUCAGCGUACAUGUUGUUUUAUCAACGAAGAGGCUUGUCCAACAACUCCACGGGAAAUUCAUCUGCGGCGUCCACGAGCUCGGCCGGUUCCGGUCUAGAUCAUUGGGUAUCGAAAAUGCCGCCGUUUUAUUUCAACAAUAAGAGCACUAGUGACGUAACGAACAAUAAACAAAGUAAAUCGCAAGAGAUACUGUGCCAGGAGAAGAUUGUGGAGGAGAAGAACAUGACUAAUUUCACUAGAGGUUGCGGUAAUUACGCAACUUUACAGCCAAAGAAGAGGAACGCGGCGACGGAAACCGAUAUCGGACAGAUGGAUCACUAUUCGGACGAUGAGGCACCUUGUAGAAGAGAAUGGGCCUCCCCGAAACCGGUGCGAAAGACUUCAUCCAUUACACUGACGCCGCACAUACCGUCAGCAAUAAUUCAGAAUGCUAGUAGUGAUCCGAAUACAACCGUUAUACACGAGUCGACGUUGUAACACACGAUAUAAGUCAGACUGAGAUGUCUGGCUCGAGCGAUGCUCAAUGUACAGUGCCUGGUGUGUCAUGAUGUUUGAAUAACAUCGAGUGGGGUGAGAUAAAAAAAAGACAGACAAUUCUGGUAAAAUAUAAAUUCGUUAUUUUUCGAUUACCGAACGAGGAGCGAUACAUUAUAGAGACAUUGAAAAAAAUCGUUCCUCUGCUUCGAAUUUAUAUAGACUUUUUUUUCGUACAGAGACGCUGAGAUAACAUGGAUUUUCAGCGACAUGCUUCUCUCUAUCGCCUGUUCUUUCGGGAAGUGUAAUAAGUUUACAUGCAGGCGAUCUUUUGAGGAUGAUAGAAAUACGAGGCAUUAGUAAUUUUUGUAAUUGUAAUACCAUGUUUAUAUACAGAGCUCGCGUGGAUUGUAUUAUAUGAUAUAGCUGCUAAAAAGAUAGCUUUUUAAAAAAAGACGAAUCUUAUACUCAAAUAUAUAAAGAAUUACGUAUUCUUAAGGGAGAGAGAAAGAGAAAGAGAGAAGAAGAAACCUCUAGUGUUUAUAUAAUACAUAAUUAGAAUUUCAAUAGGCAACUAAAUUCUACAUUGUGUCCAGAGGAAGGAAAUAUAUUUUCCAGAGCGGUUUCGUGCAAUUGUGUAAAGCGUUUAAAUAUAUUAUGUCAACGUAAACACGUCGUAAGCAUUGUGUCAUCUUACAAUGAAAGUAUAUGACAAUAACAAAAAACUUAUACAUUAUUAAUUCUGCGUUAAUACAUGUUUUCUUUACAAUAUCGUUCGUUUCUGGACAUACUGUGUAACUAUAUUGACCGUUGCUUUAAAUCUAUGUUUAACUGUAAUAUUUAUAUUAAUACCUGUAUCAUGUCUCCACUAGUGGCCUUAUCUAAAUAAUUAAUACUGAUACACACGACAUUA